Messenger RNA from Paracoccidioides brasiliensis Pb18, 2001 nucleotides. RefSeq lists its product as uncharacterized. Bases 1 to 2001 code for a protein of 666 amino acids. The transcript has 4 exons. Gene Ontology annotation, molecular function: long-chain fatty acid-CoA ligase activity; long-chain fatty acid transmembrane transporter activity. The record is from RefSeq and is a predicted model, not a curated record.
AUGGCCGUCGCUGCAAUUCCGUUAUCUCUCGCAGUCCCAGCGGCUGUUGCAUCCGCUGCUUAUCUAAACGCACGAUGGGGCGUAUCAGACGAUCUCAAUAUCAUUUCGUCCCUAACGCGAGCUGCCUUCGGAUGCGCCAUGGCUGAACGACGAGGCGAAUGCAAUCUAUUCUAUAUCGUAGAACGGAAUGCCCUGAACAAGCGCACAGCGAACAACCUUGCACUCAUCUAUGAUAACCAGGAGUGGACCUUCCACGAGCUAUACACUACCACUCUACGCUACGGCGCCUGGCUUAAAAACACCCAUGGUAUCAAAGUGGGGGAUGUCAUAGCUCUAGAUUUUAUGAACUCUGCUGCUUUCAUUUUUAUGUGGAUGGGUUUAUGGAGUAUUGGCGCCACUCCCGCAUUUAUCAAUUAUAACCUGACAAAGUCUUCCUUAACUCACUGUGUCAAGGCGUCGACUGCCCACAUUCUAUUUGCUGAGCGUGAGCUACAGCAGCAUAUAUUCACCCCGGAGCAGCUGGAGGUGUUUGGCCAGCCGGACUUCAGAGAAGGAGGCGGGCCUGUCCAAGUGGUGUUUUAUGAUAAGGCGUUAGAGAGGGAAAUUUUGCUGACUCCCGGUGAACGCACGCCAGAUUCAAGUCGCCCUGGCACAAUCUCAAGUGAGACUGCUAUGCUUAUUUAUACCAGUGGCACAACGGGUUUACCAAAACCUGCUAUUGUGAGCUGGCAUAAAUGUAUCAUGGGUGGUAGAUUUGUUUCAAACUGGGUGGGGUUGAAAACGUCAGAUCGUGUUUACACUUGUAUGCCCCUGUACCAUUCCACAGCUGCUGUUUUAGGUUACGUAGCAUGCAUGUUUUCCGCAUCAACGAUUAUAAUUGGCCGUAAAUUCUCCGCCAGGAAAUUCUGGAAAGAAGUCCGUGCGAACGAAGCAACCAUAGUUCAAUAUGUCGGUGAGACCCUGCGAUACCUUCUAACAGUUCCUCCCGAAAUCGACCCUUCCACAGGCGAGAACCUAGACAUUAACCACAAGGUGCGCCUCAUAUACGGCAACGGCCUGCGGCCCGAUGUCUGGAACCGCGUCAAGGAACGAUAUAACGUACCCACUAUCUGCGAAUUCUACGCUUCGACGGAGGGUAACUCCGGUAGCUGGAACCGGUCCAACAAUGACUUCACAGCAGGAGCCAUUGGCAAAUUUGGCACCAUUACGAGGCUAAUUCUCGGCCGCAGGGUCGCGGUCGUGGAGCUCGACUACGAAACUGAGCAGCCAAUCCGAGACCCCAAGACUGGAUUCUGCAAGAAAGUCAGCUGGGGAGAACCGGGUGAGUUGCUUUUCGCUCUGGAUCCAGACAACAUCAAAAGUACGUUCCAGGGUUACUUCAACAACAGCAAGGCUACAGAGAGCAAGAUCAUGCGCGGCGUGUUGAAGAAAGGUGACGCAUGGUUCCGUACCGGUGACGUUGUGCGCUUGGACGCAGAUGGCCGCUGGUACUUCUCUGACCGCAUUGGUGAUACUUUCCGCUGGCGCAGCGAGAACGUGUCCACAAACGAAGUCUCCGAGGUCCUCGGUAAGCACCUUAAUGUCCUCGAAGCGAACGUCUACGGUGUCCCCGUGCCGCAUCACGAUGGCCGUGCUGGGUGUGCUGCCAUUGUCUUUCGUGAGCAGGCGGCCGUCACACCCCCGCUGGGGUCUGACGAAAAGCUUGCAUCUGAAGUGCCAAUUUUGGAACCGUCAUCUGCCGUGUUAGACUCUCUCGCUCAAUUUGCGUCAGAUAAUUUGCCCAAGUAUGCUGUCCCGACGUUCCUGAGGGUAACGAGGGAGAUGCAGUCGACGGGGAAUAACAAACAACAGAAACUUGUGUUGAGAAAUGAAGGAAUUGAUGUAGAGUUUUUGAAUGGUAAGGGUGUGGAUGAUCGGUUGUACUGGUUGAGAGAGGGCCGGUAUUUGCCGUUUGGACUUAAGGAAUGGGGGUCGUUGAAGGGGGGCAAGGUUAAGUUGUAA